Messenger RNA from Caenorhabditis bovis, 1185 nucleotides. NCBI's taxonomy places the organism in Eukaryota, Metazoa, Nematoda, Chromadorea, Rhabditida, Rhabditidae. The record is from the annotation of a GenBank genome assembly.
AUGGCCAAGGAUAUUUACAAGACGUUCAAAAAAUCGAUAUCGGCGGUGACUGGUGGAAACGGAGAGAAUGUGAAAUAUCGCGGCGGGACCGGACGCACGUGGAUUCAUCCGCCGGAUUUUUUGAUAAACGGACGAGUCGAGUACACGGCGAGAUUCUUGGGAUGUGUGGAGACGUCGAAGCCGCAUGGAAGCGAUGUUGCGAAAGAAGCGAUUCACGCGAUUCGAUUUCAGCUUGAUUUGAAACGCUCGGAAAUGUCACGCGAGAGCGCGAAACUUCAAAAAGUCGACAUUCAAAUAUCGAUUGAUGACGUCACGAUAGCGGAUAAUAAAACGAAAUUGGUGAUGUUUCAAUUCCCGUUGGGACGCAUCUCGUUUUGUGCCGACGACAAAGACGACAAACGAAUGUUCUCGUUUAUCGCGCGCGGCGGCGAGCCGAACGCGAAGCACAGCUGUUUCGCGUUCACGUCGGAGAAGCUCGCCGAGGAGAUCACGCUGACGAUCGGCGAGGCGUUCGAUUUGGCCUACAAGCGAUUCCUCGACAAAAAUCGAAGUACACUCGAGAACCAGAAGCAGGUCUACAUUUUGAAGAAGCGCAUCGCCGAACUCGAAUCGGAGAAUCAGGUGCUCAGCGAGCGGCUCGCCGAGGCGAUUCAAGGUCAUGGCGGUGGCGCGCCGCCGGCUCUUCCGCAAACGCCGAUGCCGCAAUCGCCGCCGGCGAGCAUCUACUCGAGUCCGCGUUAUGACGCGGCGGCAGCAGCAGCGGCGCCCAUCGAAAUGGCGCCAAAAUUGCCGGCGCCCACAAUUCCGCCGCCACCAUUGCCGAUUGCGCCGCCACCGCCACCAAUUGCGCCACGACGCCAACCGCCACCGCCACCGCCUGCGCCAGCCGCCGACGAAUUGAGGGGAUUGAAGAUCGGCGACGACGUGUUCGACGACACGUUCGAUCCGCGCGCCGACGAGCCGAAGAAGGUUGAAGUGCCGGCGGCGACGUCGCCGAAAACCGCCGACGAUUUUCAGGCGAUGAUCGACACUGUUGAGAAGAAACUAGCCGCCAUCAAUACCGGAAAAACGGACGAUUUCGAGUUUUUGCAAACCGGCGAGUUGCAUGGUGUGAACGGCGCCGAGAGCGAAUACGGCACACCGUCGGAUCGCCUCAAUCCGGAAGUGAUGAAUUUGAAAAAGUGA